Messenger RNA from Hansenula anomala, 1075 nucleotides. RefSeq names its product translation initiation factor eIF2 subunit beta (gene SUI3). Gene Ontology annotation, molecular function: mRNA binding; translation initiation factor activity; translation initiation factor binding. The record is from RefSeq and is a predicted model, not a curated record. Gene Ontology annotation, biological process: formation of translation preinitiation complex; formation of cytoplasmic translation initiation complex; translational initiation. The transcript has a single exon. Bases 191 to 1033 code for a protein of 280 amino acids. Lineage: Eukaryota; Fungi; Ascomycota; Saccharomycetes; Phaffomycetales; Wickerhamomycetaceae. Gene Ontology annotation, cellular component: eukaryotic translation initiation factor 2 complex.
CGGCAAAAUUGAUGGUUGAACGUGAAUAGAUAGCAGUUCUUUUAGUAAUAGACCGUGUUUUACUUCCCUUUCUCAAUUCAAAAAAGAUUGUAUCUGGUUUUUGUUCACUUAUAAAAUAAGUUUUCAAAAAAGUUUGGUAUAAUUAUCAUAGAGUUUCAAUUUAAUAGAGUAGAGAAGGUUCAUUACAAAUAUGUCUGCUGAAGAAGUCAAUGUUGAUUUGGGAUUUGAUCCAACAUUAAAGAAAAAGAAGAAGAAGUCAACUAAAACAUUAGAUGUUGAGUCAAAAGAAUCUACACCAGAAGUUGAUGAUGUCUUAUCAGGAUUGAAAAAAAAGAAGAAGAAGUCUAAGGAAUCAAAAUCAACACCAGAUUCAGAAGAUGUUAAUACAGAAGAAGUUACAGAUGCGUUAGGAGAAUUAAAACUUAAGAAAAAGAAGAAGAAGAGUACAGCUGUCACUGAUGACGAUUUUGAAAAACAAUUGGAAAAAGCUGGUUUAGAUGAGGUCACAGCACAAGAAGAAACUGAACAAAUAAAUACUCUACAGGCUCAAUAUGGUUUACCAUAUGAUGAUUUAUUAUCUAGAUUUUUCCAAAUUUUGAGAAAGAAUAACCCAGAAUUAGCUGGUGAAAGAUCAGGUAUUAAAUUCAGAAUUCCUCCACCAAUUUGUCAACGUGAAGGUAACAAAAAAACCGCAUUUGCUAAUGUUCAAGAAAUUAGUGAAAAAUUACAAAGAUCACCAGAACAUCUUAUUUCAUAUCUUUUCGCAGAAUUGGGUACCUCUGGUUCUGUUGAUGGUCAAAAGAGAUUGAUUAUUAAAGGUCGUUUCCAACCAAAACAAUUGGAAAACGUUUUGAGAAGAUAUAUUAUUGAAUAUGUUACAUGUAAGACAUGUAAAUCCAUCAACACUCAAUUGAAGAAAGAAAGUUCAAACAGAUUGUUCUUCUUGGUUUGUAACAGUUGUGGUUCUACAAGAUCUGUCAGUUCUAUUAAAACAGGUUUCACUGCACAAAUCGGUAAGAGAAAGAAGAUGUAAGUGUGAUGAAUUUUACGUUUGGAUGAACUUAUUGUUUUGCUC